This is a messenger RNA of Dichomitus squalens LYAD-421 SS1, 4557 nucleotides long. RefSeq names its product pleiotropic drug resistance ABC transporter. Bases 1 to 4557 code for a protein of 1518 amino acids. The record is from RefSeq and is a predicted model, not a curated record. Gene Ontology annotation, cellular component: membrane. Gene Ontology annotation, molecular function: ATP hydrolysis activity; ATP binding; ABC-type transporter activity. NCBI's taxonomy places the organism in Eukaryota, Fungi, Basidiomycota, Agaricomycetes, Polyporales, Polyporaceae. The transcript has 9 exons. Gene Ontology annotation, biological process: transmembrane transport.
AUGGCCGCCGACCAAGCUCGACUCGACCCUGUCCAGCUCGAGGACAUCGAGGGACACGACCGUGUUCCUGAAUUGCUCGGUACCACCCACAUAGCUGCCGCAUAUGGCAAUGCCGCCUAUCAUAACCAUAUCCACCCCCACCCUUCCUCUGACGACGUCCCCAGUGAAACUUCGCAUCCCGAGUACCAUGGUGCUCCGCUCACCCGGCAGCAGUCCACCAGCUCGCACGUCAGCAUAGACCGCUUCGACCCGGAGGGUGUCGCCCAGCUCCGUCGCACGCUCUCAAGACAGUCACAGACACAUGCGGAGCCCCACAUCGAUUCAGAGAAACCUUCGCGGGGAUUUGGAACGCAGCAGAGCACCAAUUCUGUCCUGACCGAGGACACACUGGCGUCGCCGGACGGUCCCUUUGAUUUCGAGAAGACGCUCCGUGGUCUUCUCAGAAAGAUCGACGACUCGGACAUCAAGCGGAGGGAGCUCGGAGUUGCCUUCAAAGAUCUUCGAGUUGUUGGCGUCGGGGCCGCGUCCAGCUAUCAGUCGACAUUCGGGUCAACAGUCAACCCACUCAAUGCGAUCCGUGAGCUACGGGAUGCGUUGCAUCCUGCUACCCGGGAUAUCCUCAGCGGAUUCGAGGGCGUUGUGCGACCUGGAGAGAUGUUGCUCGUUCUCGGGCGCCCCGGUGCAGGAUGCAGUACGCUCCUCAAAACUCUCGCUAACGAGCGUGACGAGUUCCACGGUGUCCACGGAAGUGUGUGGUACGACUCGCUCACUCCAGAAGAGAUCGAGAAGAGCUACCGCGGAGACGUCCAGUAUUGCCCGGAGGACGAUGUGCACUUCGCGACGCUCACCGUCGACCAGACGCUUCGCUUUGCCGCCACCACCCGGACGCCCCACACGCGCUUCGACAACCUGCCUCGAGAGGAACAUGUAGCGCACAUUGUCGAGACGAUCGAGACCGUCUUCGGUCUACGGCACGUGAAGAACACGCUUGUCGGGGACGCGUCUAUCCGCGGUGUCUCUGGCGGUGAGAAGAAGCGUGUCUCGAUCGGCGAGGCGUUGGUCGCUCGUUCCCUCCUGAACUCAUGGGACAAUUCCACGCGUGGUCUUGAUGCUUCGACCGCCCUCGAGUUCGUGGAAGCUCUCCGGAUAGCCACUGACGUCUUCCGUCAGUCGACCAUCGUUGCGAUCUACCAGGCCGGGGAGCAGCUCUACGAGCACUUCGACAAGGUCUGCGUGAUCUACGAGGGCCGGCAGGUGUACAUGGGCCCUGCAAAUCAGGCGCGCCAGUACUUCAUUGACAUGGGUUUCGAGCCCGCCAACCGUCAGACGACUGCUGACUUCCUCGUUGCCGUCACCGAUCCCAACGGACGCAUCGUGCGCGAGGGCUACGAGCACCGCGUCCCUCGCACGGCCGACGAGUUUGCCGAGCACUUCCGCAAGUCGCAGCUCGGGCGCGGCAACAGCGAGGACGUCGACGCGUACGUCGCCGAGUACACCGGGAAGCCGGAGCGCGUCGCGCACUACAAGUCGAGCGCGAAGCUCGAGUACGCGCGUCACACGCGCCCGGGCAGCCCGUACAUCGCGUCGAUCCCGAUGCAGGCGCGCGCGCUCAUGCGCCGCCGCGUGCAGAUCCUCGGCGGCGGGAUCGCCGCGCAGGUCGUGCAGAUUGUCUCGUUCGUGCUCCAGGCGGUCAUCGUCGGCACGACGUUCCUGCGGCUCAAGGCGAACACGUCCGCGUACUUCUCAAGGGGUGGUGUGCUGUUCUUCUCGCUGAUGUUCGCGGCGCUGUCGACGAUGGCGGAGAUCCCGGCGCUGUUCGCGCAGCGGCCGAUCGUCCACCGGCAGUCGAGGGCGGCGAUGUACCACCCGUUCGUGGAGGGCCUCGCGCUCACGCUCGUGGACGUGCCCAUUACGUUCGUCACGCAGUCCGUGUUCGCUAUUGUGCUCUAUUUCUUGGUCGGGUUGCAGCAACAGGCCGACAAGUUUUUCAUUUUCUUGCUAUUCACCUUCGCUGCGACAAUCACGAUGAAGAGCUGGUUCCGCAUGAUCGCUGCGGCAUUCAAGAGCCCCGCGCCUGCUACGACCGUCGCCGGUUUCAGCACUUUCAUUCUGGUUCUCUACACCGGUUAUUCGCUGCCCCAACCGUAUAUGAUUGGAGCGUUGAAGUGGAUCACUUGGAUCAACCCUAUUCACUACGGCUUCGAGGGCCUGAUCACGAACGAGUUCCACGGCCUCGACGGGACCUGCGCCAACCUCGUCCCACAGGGCCCUGGGUACGAGAACGUCGCGCUCGCAAACCAAGUCUGCACGACCGUCGGCUCUACGCCUGGUUCCUUGAUUGUCAGAGGCGACGCCUACGUCCAGGCGUCGUUCGACUACAGCUACAGCCACAUCUGGCGCAACUUCGGCAUCAUCUGCGCGUUCGGCCUCUUCUUCAUCUGCGUCCUGCUCUACCUGUACGAGGUCAACCAGACAUUGGAGGGCCAGUCGACUGUGACCCUCUUCAAGCGUGGCUCAAAGUCCGACGUCGUGCGUGCCGCUGAGCAGGAUACGGCGUCCGACGAGGAGAAGGGUCGCGGUCGCGGGGCUCCUGCGCAUCCGGACGAGGCGGACAACGGCCUGCACGGCGCAGACCUCAAGGACGCUAUGCCGGAAGUUCAUGAGACGUUCUCGUUCCACCAUCUCAAUUACACUGUGCCCGUUGGUGGAGGCAAGACGAGGCAGCUGCUGGACGAUGUUUCCGGAUACGCUCCUCCCGGCAGGCUGACGGCGCUGAUGGGCGAGUCCGGCGCCGGAAAGACUACCUUGCUCAAUGUCCUCGCCGAGCGGACUACGAGCGGUGUCGUGACCGGAAACCGCUACAUGAACGGCCACCCUCUCCCUCCGGACUUCCAGGCGCACACCGGCUAUUGUCAGCAGAUGGACACACACUUGCCUAGCGCUACCGUACGCGAGGCGCUUCUGUUUUCCGCACAGCUCCGUCAGCCUCCCGAGGUCCCGCUCGAAGAGAAGAAGGCUUAUGUGGAGAAGGUCCUUGGCCUGUGCGGCCUCGCGGCGUACGGUGACGCUAUCGUCGGUUCGCUCGGGGUCGAGCACCGCAAGCGUACCACCAUCGCUGUCGAACUCGUCGCGAAGCCGUCUCUCAUCUUCUUGGACGAGCCGACCUCCGGUCUUGACUCGCAGAGUGCCUGGGCGAUCGUCAGCUUCCUUCGUGACCUCGCCGACAGCGGCCAGGCGAUCAUCUGCACCAUCCACCAGCCGUCCGCCGAGCUGUUCCAGGUGUUCGACCGUCUCCUGCUCCUCCGCAAGGGCGGCCAGACCGUCUACUUUGGCGACAUCGGUCCACGGUCCACGACGAUGAUCGAGUACUUCGAGCGCAACGGCGCACGCAAGUGCUCCGAUACCGAGAACCCGGCAGAGUACAUCCUCGAGGCUAUUGGUGCUGGAGCAACGGCGACUACCGAUGUUGAUUGGCACGAUACCUGGCUCAAGUCGCCCGAGUCGGAGAAGGUGCAGGCCGAGCUCGAGCGCAUCCACACCGAGGGCCGCCAGAAGCCCCCAGUGCAGGCGCGCCUGAAGAAGGAGUACCCGACUGCGUGGACCUACCAGUUGGUGCUGCUGCUCAAGCGCAACGGCGAAGCGUACUGGCGUGACCCGGUCUACCUCAUCGCGAAGCUCGCGCUCAACGUCGGUUCCGCGCUCCUCAUCGGCUUCACGUUCUUCAAGGCCAAGACGACCAUCCAGGGCAGCCAGAACCAUCUCUUCUCGAUCUUCAUGUCCUUGAUACUGUCUGUCCCCCUCUCGAACCAGCUUCAGGUGCCCUUCAUCGACAUCCGCAAGAUCUACGAAGUGCGCGAGCAGCACAGCCGGAUGUACAGCUGGACCGCACUCGUGACAUCUCAAAUCCUAAUCGAGGUCCCAUGGAACAUGCUGGGCACGUCGCUGUACUUCCUCUGCUGGUACUGGACCGUCGGCUUCCCCACAGAUCGGGCAGGCUUCACCUACCUCUUCAUGGGAGUCAUCUUCCCGCUCUACUAUACUACUAUCGGCCAGGCCGUCGCUGCGAUGGCGCCCUCUGCCGAGAUCGCAGCCCUUCUUUUCUCGUUCCUCUUCUCUUUCGUGCUUACUUUCAACGGUGUCUUGCAACCAUUCAGGCUGCUCGGCUGGUGGAAGUGGAUGUAUCACCUGUCGCCGUUCACGUACCUUGUGGAGGGUCUUCUGGGUCAGGCACUGGGUCAUCUGCCCAUCCACUGCUCGGACAUCGAACUCGUACAGAUCACGCCGCCCUCCGGGCAGACUUGCCAGCAAUACAUGGGUCCGUACAUCUCGGCGAACGGCGGGUACAUCACGAACCCGAACGCGACCGACAGCUGCAGUUUCUGCCAGUUCGAUUCCACGGACGGCUUCCUCGAGGGCAAUUUCAACGUCUACUACUCGCAUCAUUGGCGUAACCUCGGUAUCUUCCUUGCUUUCAUUUGCUUCAACGUCUUCGCUAUCUACCUGUUUACAUUCAUCUUCCGGAUACGCAAGGGUGCUAUCUUCACUCGCAGGAAAUAA